Messenger RNA from Apis laboriosa (Himalayan honeybee), 2753 nucleotides. RefSeq names its product leukocyte surface antigen CD53-like. The record is from RefSeq and is a predicted model, not a curated record. Bases 1 to 846 code for a protein of 281 amino acids. The transcript is spliced from 6 exons. NCBI's taxonomy places the organism in Eukaryota, Metazoa, Arthropoda, Insecta, Hymenoptera, Apidae. Gene Ontology annotation, cellular component: membrane.
AUGAACUGGAAUAAAUUUUUUUCCCGUACAUCAGACCAGAGAAAUAAUGAAAAUGAAAAUGAAACAGAAACGGAUGAUGAUAAGGACGUCACUGAUAGUAAUGUAACUGGAUCUACCGAUAAAUAUUCACAUUUUCUAGGAACACAUUUUCAAAAAUUUUCGCAUAAUGGCUUAUUGCAACGAUUUAUUCAAGUGACUUUUUUGAUAAUUAAUAUUGUAACAUUUCUUGCAGGCAUUGUUGGCAUUGUAACCUCUACAUGGAUUUUCACAGAUAGUAGAAUAAUGUUAAGAUUGAUAGAUCAACACUUUUUUAUUACAAUAUUAUUAUUUAUAAGUUUAAUUGCCUCAUUAGUAUCAUUAUUGGGAAUUCUUGGUUUACUUCGAAGAAGAAGAAAAUUCUUGAACAUUUAUGGUAUUUGUUAUUCGAUAUUUCUAUGCAUUAUAUUUAUCAGCGCCAUAAUGAGCUUUUGGAUUUUCGAAAAAAUUACCAAAAGAAUUCAGGACGACAUGAGCGCCGCCAUCGAAAAUUAUCAUUCCUCAUCCUUGAGUAGAGAAGCUUGGGACAAUACCCACAGAUAUUUAAAAUGUUGUGGAAUAAAAUCCGCAAAGGACUGGACCAAAUAUCGUGUUGAUAUUCCGAAGAGUUGUUGUCUUGGAUCUAUCGAAGAAUGUUUACAAAUGACGGAAGCGGUAUCUUAUAAAUCAGGAUGCCUGAAAAACGCUGUGUUAUUACUCAAGUCUCAUAUGCACACGAUUAGUAUGUCCGUGCUGUUGAUUUUUAUAACUACAUUAAUGAGUUUUCUUCUCGCGCUCUGUAUACUUGCUAAAAUGAAGAAAGAAGAUUGAAGUUCUAAAUCAAAAACAUCAGAACACACGCAAAACGAUAUUUUAUUCGGAAUGAGACGAAGGUGAACGAGGAUCAAUGACUAUAGAUGAGAGAAUAACAAACUAUAAAACGUUUUCCCGCUUUUAUUAUCAUAUAUAGAUCAUAUAUUUUCUGAAAACACUUAAUAUAUUGUACUUAUGAUAGUAAUAUUGUAAUUGUUACUGGACAUGCUGGUUGGGUUUUCGCGACACACGUGUACGACAACGGAAUUUGUUUCGAAAAAAAUUUCUUUUCUUUCUUGUCUCUCUCUAAUAAAUGGAACCAUCGAUCGAUGGAUGGCAGUUCGAGAUGGCAGUCGUUGAAAAAUUUUUUUUCAUCGCGCGAUACGGAUGAAUAUAAUACGUUUAUAAAAAUUGUCUGACCAUCGUUCGCUUUCAUCCUCGAAAAUGGGCUUUUUUUUUUGUAUUGCACGCCGAAUUUACCGAAAUUCACGAAAUUGAUCGUAAUAUUAAUAACAGUAGGCAAAGUUAUAACGAGAAUAAUCUCGCCGUUAUAUUAUGCGACGCGAAAUAUUGACAUCGUAAUAAUUCGUCGAACGCGAUACAGAGUAUAUCUUUUGUCUUUAUCUCUCCCAUCGUCAUGGGUUACGCGAGCAGCACGUGUGCUUUGCACCUCUUAUUUUUUUUUAACCCACGAAUUAUCUCUUAUCAUAAUCAUGUACAGUAAUCCCUGGAUAACUGUCCUGUUUUUUUCAUUACAAAAAUUAUAUUCUUUAUAUUCUUUUUUAUUAAUUAAAUUGCAAAAAGUAAUAAUUUCUCAGAUUAUCGACGACUCAUCAUCAAAUCUAAAUUUUUCAGCUUAAUACUUAUUUCUUUGGACUAAGCAAUGAAAAAAAAAAUUGAAGAAUAUAAGAAUUCAAUAUCAUCAUUACUUCUCUUAUAAGUAGGUAUUUCAAUAUAAUAUUUAAAAUUAUAUAAUUAAAAUAAACUCUAUCUUAUAUUACUUACAUAAUUAAGUAAUUAUUUAUUUCAAUUUAUUAUUUGAAAUUUUUUUUAAAAUUCAUAAUUUUUUUUAUAUAAACUUUGGAAUAAAUUUUAAUAAAUUGAUACAGAUUCCAUUCCUUAUGAAUUCGAUUGACGGACGUUUAACCAGGUAUUACUAUAUACAUAUACAUAUAAUACCUACUUACAUACUUCUGUAUCCGCAUAUGUGUUACGUGUACAUGUGUUGAGACACAUGCACCAGUGAUGUCUGAUGUGUUGGGUAUGUGUGUGUCAUGUAUAGAGAGACAUUGAUCAGAGGACAGGGCUGUGGGCGCAAUUUCCAGGCAAGUUCCAUCCAAUUACAGAUAUAUUAUAUCAUAGCAAACAUCGUGACUAUUUACAAUAAAUACAGUCGAUUAGAUUAUAUAAAUAAAAUAUAUCGUAUCGUUAGUUUAGGUUUACAGCAACACGUGACAGUAAACAAUUAGAUCAGCGGCGAAGUAGCAUAAUCUACUUAGGGUAGUGGUCGUAGUAGCUGUAGCAUGACUGAUUGCGCAUUCAUUCUCCAUCUUUCUCGCAUACGUUUCUUUCACGCAUACAUUCUCUCCAAUUUUUCUUUCAUUCUUCUUCUCUCUCUCUCUCUCUCUCUCUCUCUCUCUCUCUCUUUCUCUCUCUCGAUAAAUCAUUUCAUAUACUCAAAUUUCUGUACUCUUCCUGAUCUCAACUUCGUCAUUUUUAAUAUAAUCCAAGGACGAAGUUCACUUUGUGAGAAUCGAGUACACCUCAUGUGGUCCGACGGAUUCAGCUAGCUCGGCCAUAACUAUUUAAUAAAGACAUUUUGCGAUCAUUUCCCAUUACAAUCUGUGUCUUUGCACCGUAGUGAUAAUUAAUGCGAUAAUAAUAAUAAUAAUGAUGACGAUCAUAUUUCGUUCGAGCUUUUUCUA